Molecule: messenger RNA, 609 nt
Organism: Necator americanus (New World hookworm)
Lineage: Eukaryota; Metazoa; Nematoda; Chromadorea; Rhabditida; Ancylostomatidae
Exons: 5
Coding region: 1-609 (202 amino acids)
Source: RefSeq, a predicted model, not a curated record
AUGCCGCCUCUACCAAAAGCUCUUCUCAUCCUAGCUCUGCUGUCAACGAUUUUAGUCGUUUCCGCUGCACCGGCUACGGGCGGGAAAGUUGCAUCGAAAGGUUCGAGUCUCAAAACACAUGCAAAAUCAUUGUCGGACAAGAAGAAAUCGUUGCGGAGGGGCAAACGACAGGUUGCGUUUGCGGAUGUUGGAGGCGACGAUGCCACAGAGGAGGCGCUUAUUCGGCAGCAACUUUCUCAGCUGUCAGACAGCGAGCUUGCCGCUUUGGCAAAUAUAGUGAGAGGCGAGAUGGAUCGUUAUGUGGAGCCGGAAUUCGUUGCCGUUCCACAAUACGAAAUAAUAGAGAUUCCGGACGAAUAUUUAGAAGAGGCGGCAGUAAUGGAACCAUUUCCAAGAGACCGAAGAUCGAUGCCGACAGAUUGGGCCACAGUUGCAGCUGCGGCUGCUGAGGAACAAGAGAUGAACGAGCCGGGGUAUAUCGUGCUUCCCGAAGAAGCGGUAAUAGAGGCGUUGGAAGAAGAGCAGGAUGAACAGGAGCUGAGGGAUCGAAUCGCUGAAAUUGCGCAGAUCCUUAACGAACGUGCUACAAGACGAUCUCGACUGCUUUGA